Messenger RNA from Anopheles maculipalpis, 3297 nucleotides. RefSeq lists its product as uncharacterized. Lineage: Eukaryota; Metazoa; Arthropoda; Insecta; Diptera; Culicidae. The transcript is spliced from 3 exons. The coding region runs from base 1 to 3297 and encodes 1098 amino acids. The record is from RefSeq and is a predicted model, not a curated record.
AUGCGGCAGGAGGAGGAACGGCGUGAAAAGGAAGUCUUCGAAGAGCGCAUGAAGGAGAUGCGUAGGCAGUUGGAGGAACGGAAAGCACGCCAUGAUCAGGAGUUACAGCUCCUUAAGGAACUGCACGCACUGCAAAUGAAAUGUGAUGCAGAAAAGAAGGAGCAGGAAGAGUUGUUCAAACAGGAACGAACGCGUUUGCUACACCCACACCAACAGGACGACGAACAAAGGAGCAUUCCACUAAACUGUGAAAAAACCCAAGCCUUGUUGGAGGGAGGGGAUACAGCAGUUUCGACAAAGACGGAGCAGACUAUUGUGCCGGCCGGUGACGGGUCGGGGCAAAGUGGAAGCAGGUUGACGAAAGAGCAGAUUGCAACGAGGAAGAGCAUUUCCACGAAACUGCCGAAGUUCGCCGGUGAAGCUGAAGUGUGGCCGUUGUUUAUCAGCAGCUACACACACACCAACGAAGCAUGCGGUUUCACCAACUUGGAGAAUCUACAGCGUCUCCAGGAGUGCUUGCACGGGGAAGCGUUAGAGGCAGUGAGAGGACGUUUGCUGAUGCCUCAUUCGGUUCCAGGCGUGAUCGCGGAAUUGAAGCGUCGAUAUGGAAACCCAAAACGGUUGUUGAAAAUGCUGCUUCGAAAGAUUCGGGCUACCGAACCCCCGCGAGAGAAACGCUUGGUGACGUUUGUGGAAUUCGGGACGAAGGUGCAACAGCUAUGCGAUCACGUAGAGGAAUGCGGUCUAACCGAACACAUAAGCAAUCCACUGCUAGUUGACGAAUUGGUGAACAAAUUGCCUUUGCAGUACCAAAGAGAAUGGUCUCGCUUCGAACGGGAGCAGAAUGAUAGCUCGUUGUUGGGAUUUUCAAGGUCUGAAGAAUCAUUGCACACCAGUAGUACGGCGAAGGACGUCGUUGUGAAGCGGGAAACGGUGGUUGUAUUCCGAAUGAUACCGGUGACGCUUUACUAUGGAAGCAUGACGUUGGACGUGAUGGCGUUUAUUGACGAAGGGUCGUCAGUCACCUUGAUCGAUGACUCAGCCGCAAAACACCUGAACGUGUCAGGUGUGCCGGAGCCGUUGGUGAUCAGCUGGACUAAUGACAUAAAUCGUCACGAAAACGAGUCCCGCUUGGUGCAACUGAUGAUAUCGGAGCGAGGUUCAGGGCAGAAGUACGAGUUGAUCAACACACGCACCGUGUCUGAAUUGAAACUUCCCAUGCCAUAUGUUACAAUCGCCGACCUCAAGUGUAAGUAUGCGCAUCUUACAAACAUUUCUGCGAAGGAAUACCUUCCACAGAGGCCAAUGAUUAUUCUGGGACUAGAUAACGUACACUUGUUUGCUCCCAUUGAGUCUCGUUUAGGAAAUGUUGGGGAGCCCAUCGCUGUACGAUCGUUACUAGGUUGGUCGAUAUUCGGAACGGAGAGAUGCUCGAGAAUGUUCAGCGCGUAUCUGAAUCUCCAUACGGCUUCACAAAUGAGUAAUGAAACGUUGCAUGAUCUGAUAAAAGAGCAGUACAGGCUAGAAGAUCUAGACAAGACGACGCAUACGAUGCCUGAAGCACCAGAUGAACAGCGCGCUAGAACCCUGCUCGAAUCUACAACGCGUCGUGUGGGUGACCGUUUCGAAACUGGUCUCCUGUGGAAGAAUGAUGUUCGCCACUUUCCUGACAGCUAUCCAAUGGCUGAAAAACGUAUGCAAUCCUUAGAGCGGAAGCUCAAUAGGCAACCACAGUUGAAAGAGGUUGUGCUACAAAAGAUGGAGGAUUAUCAGCAAAAGGGAUAUGCUCAUAAAAUCAAUCCGAAUGAAAUGCUAGUACCCGGUAACAGCGUGUGGUAUAUUCCGCUUAAUGUAGUGCAAAACCCAAAAAAGCCGGGAAAGGUACGGCUAGUAUGGGAUGCAGCGGCAUCAGUGAAAGGUGUAUCACUGAAUUCAGAACUCCUUAAAGGGCCAGAUAUGCUGAUACCGCUUCCAAACAUCAUCUGCAAUUUCCGAGAAAAGGCAAUAGCUUUCGGGGCCGAUAUUAAGGAGAUGUACCAUCAGAUCGGGAUUCGUGAUGCUGAUAAACAAGCGCAGCGAUUCCUUUUUGGCUAUGAUUCGUCGGGUCGGCCGCAAGUCUAUGUUAUGGAUGUUGCGACUUUCGGAGCAACGUGUUCGCCGAGUUCUGCACAAUACAUAAAAAACUUGAAUGCCGCACAACAUCAGCAUGAAUACCCUGAAGCAGCUGAAGCGAUCAUCAAACGUCACUACGUAGACGACUAUUUCGACUGUACUGACACCGUUGAAGAAGCUGUUUCAUUGGCAGAGCAAGUGAAAUAUGUCCAUUCUAAGGGCGGAUUUCAUAUCCGCAAUUGGGUGUCCAACUCUACGGAGGUGUUGAGCGCUUUAAAAGAAGACAACGCAGAAGAUCGAAUACGCUUCAAGGGAGAAAAUAGCGCAUUAACAGAACGAGUGCUUGGCAUAUCCUGGUUAGCAAAUAAAGAUGUAUUUUGCCUCAAUUCGGAGAACAAUGAUAAUGCAUUGCUAACAGAUCUGCAAGGGUCACAACCGUCCAAAAGGAAAGUGCUCAGCUUCAUAAUGGGACAUUUUGAUCCAAUGGGCUUCUUCGCACCGAUUACCGUGAGAGGCAAAAUGUUGAUGCAAGAUAUUUGGAGAACUGGCAGCAACUGGGAUGAACCUAUAGAGGCGACCUGUUACGAAAGGUGGUGUCAGAUGAUUCAGAACAUGCAGAAUGUUAGUCUGCUGAAGAUACCACGUAGCUACUUCGGGAAGGCUUUAUCGAGCGAGACAAAAGAUGUCCAGUUGCAUGUAUUCACGGAUGCUAGUGAAGCGGCGUACGGAUGUGUAGCGUAUUUUCGUGCCAUGGUUCAGGGUGAAGUAAGGUGCUCACUUGUGAUGAGCCGCACCAAGGUGGCUCCGUUGAAGAAGAUUUCGAUUCCACGCCUCGAACUUCUUGGAGCAGUGUUGGGAGCACGAAUGGCGAAGACAAUACGAGACAACCAUAAACUGGAGAUUGACAGAGUGGUUAUAUGGACAGAUGCCAAAGUCGUUUUAUCAUGGAUCCGAUCGGAUCACCGCCGGUACAAGCAGUUUGUUGGAUUCCGUGUAGGUGAGAUACUGGAUCUCACUAACAUAUCUGAUUGGCGCUGGAUUCCUAGCAAGAUGAACAUAGCUGACAUUUUGACGAAAUGGGGAAAGGCUCCAGAUAUAGGACCAGAUAGUGAUUGGGGUUACGGGUCGGGGAAUGUUGUGGUGGAUCGCGUCCACUGUGCGACCGCCAAGUGUCAAACAGUUUGA